This is a messenger RNA of Ustilago hordei, 432 nucleotides long. RefSeq lists its product as uncharacterized. Gene Ontology annotation, cellular component: negative cofactor 2 complex. Gene Ontology annotation, molecular function: protein heterodimerization activity; core promoter sequence-specific DNA binding; general transcription initiation factor activity. The transcript has a single exon. Lineage: Eukaryota; Fungi; Basidiomycota; Ustilaginomycetes; Ustilaginales; Ustilaginaceae. The record is from RefSeq and is a predicted model, not a curated record. The coding region runs from base 1 to 432 and encodes 143 amino acids. Gene Ontology annotation, biological process: RNA polymerase II preinitiation complex assembly; negative regulation of transcription by RNA polymerase II; chromatin remodeling.
AUGUCCGACGACGAGCGAAUCACACCCGGCACAGCCGACGACGAACUUUCGUUGCCCAAAGCAACCGUUCAAAAACUCAUCUCCGAACUGCUGCGCAAAGAAAUCUCGUGUUCAAAAGAAACUCGAGAUCUGCUGAUCGAAUGUUGUGUCGAAUUCAUCCACCUUGUUUCCUCAGAGUCGAACGAAGUCUGCGAAAAGGAUGGCAAAAAGACGAUAGCGCCAGAACAUGUGUUGAAAGCGUUGGACGAUUUGGGUUUCCCUGGCUUUGUCCAAGAGGCGAAAAGUGUACUCCUCGAACACAAGGCAGCCCAGAAGGAUAGGGAGAGAAAAACAACACGAAUGGAACAAAGCGGCUUGGGCCAAGAAGAGUUGCAAAGACAGCAGGAGUUACUCUUCGCAGCCAGCAAGGCUAGGUUCGAGGCCUCAAACUGA